AACGGGUGUGAAGAUCGAUCAUUUCUCUUAGCGCAGCCUUGCUGGGUUUUUUUCCUUAAAGAGAAGCGGGACACAUUUUGCUCCGUUUUGGUCUCCCUGCUUCCUGCCGUCUGAGGAAGCGCUGCGUGAAUCAGCUAACGUUAGCUCUCCCCUGCCACAUCUGACCACUUAUUGAUUUACUGCUGCUGAGCUCCUAACACUGUUAUUAAGCUGGAUCGCAGCCAGUGAUGUUCAGGUUCUCCUCUUUCUUGUGGUUGUGUCUCCUCUCUGCCAGGAUCUGAGUUACCACGGUCCGUGUUGGGACGGUAUUGGGAACUACUGGUCAAUUGUUCAUCACAUCUGGUGACCAGGAUGGCCUUAAAUGUCUUUGAUCACGAUGAGUACAGACCACCAGUCUGGAAAUCUUACUUGUACCAGCUCCAGCAGGAGGCGCCACAUCCUCGCAGGAUCACUUGCACAUCAGAGGUGGAAAACCGGCCUAAGUACUAUGGAAGGGAGUUCCAUGGGAUGAUAUCCAGAGAGGAGGCCGAUCAGCUCCUGAGUCAGGCUGAAGGCAGCUACCUCAUCAGGGAGAGCCAGAGGCAGCCGGGCACCUACACUCUGGCUUUAAGGUUUGGAAACCAGACGAGGAAUUUCCGUCUCUACCACGAUGGGAAACACUUUGUUGGCGAGAAAAGGUUCGAGUCUAUCCAUGACCUGGUGACGGAUGGCCUCAUCACGCUCUACAUCGAGACAAAGGCAGCAGAGUACAUCGCCAAGAUGACCAUCAACCCCAUCUACGAACGCGUGGGCUACACCACUCUGAACCAGGAGCCCACUCUGAAGAAACUCCUGCCACACAGCCCAGAGACGCCCGGCGGACCAGUCCCUAUCAAAGAUGGCCGAAACACAGAAGAGAGGCUCACGUCUCUGGUGCGGCGCGCCACGCUGAGGGAGAGCGACAUGGUGCCCAAGUAUGAGAAGGUCCACAACUUCAAGGUUCACACGUUCAGAGGUCCUCACUGGUGUGAAUACUGUGCCAACUUCAUGUGGGGUCUGAUCGCUCAGGGAGUCAAAUGUGCAGACUGCGGGCUGAACGUUCACAAGCAGUGCUCCAAAGUCGUCCCCAACGACUGCCAGCCGGACCUGCGGCACGUCAAGAAGGUCUACAGCUGCGACCUGACCACGCUGGUCAAAGCCCACAACACCAAGAGGCCCAUGGUGGUCGACAUGUGCAUUCAGGAAAUCGAAGCUCGAGGUCUUCAGUCUGAGGGUCUGUACAGAAUAUCUGGCUUCAGUGAGCUGAUUGAGGACGUCAAGCUGGCCUUUGACAGAGACGGAGAGAAAGCAGACAUUUCAUCAAACGCUUAUGAGGACAUAAACAUCAUCACCGGCGCCCUCAAGCUGUACUUCAGGGAACUGCCGAUUCCUCUCAUCACAUACGACGCUUACCCACGCUUCAUAGAGACCGCAAAAAUUACAGACCCAGAAAAACGACUGGAGUCUCUGCAUGAGGCCUUGAAGCUGCUGCCCCCCGCCCACAUCGAGACACUCAGAUACCUCAUGGCUCACCUCAAGAGGGUCACGGAUUACGAGAAGGAGAACCUCAUGUCCAGCGAGAACCUGGGUAUCGUCUUCGGUCCGACGCUGAUGAGGGCGCCUGAACUGGACGCCAUGACGGCCCUCAAUGACAUCCGAUACCAGAGACUGGUGGUGGAGACGCUCAUUACCAAUGAAGAUGUGUUGUUCUGAGAGAAAAGGACGAAAAAAAAGCUCCGGAGAAAUGGAGGAACAUGUCUGGAAAGAUGAAGGAAGGGACUGUUUACGAGGAUUCCCCCGCAUUUUUAUGUAAUCUUUCACAAUCAGCAAACUUGAAGAUGUUAAAUAUUGAUAAUGACAGCUGAAACUCUGAGCCUUCUGAGGUCAAAAGAACGUAGCAACUGCCCAUGUAGGGGAAACACUGGUUUUAGUUUUUAAACGGAUGCCUUGAAACUUUUAGCUUUUAGUUUUUCUGUUUAUUUAUCUUGUGAAAAGACCAACAGAGGUGGCAUUGACUUAUGCAUCUUGACAUUUCAAGUUGAAUCAGAGGCUAGAGAAGAAAUGAGCUCAAUUUGUAUAUUAUUUGGUUAAUUUUUAGCAUGACAUUUAUUUUUUCUCUUUGUUGUACCAAUGCUUGUUAGCUAAAAAUCUUUUUUCCGUCUUAAACUGUGCCACAUUUGUAAGCAAAAUUCAGCAACAUUUAAAAUUUAUUUCAGUUCAAUCCAAUUAAAAAUGCUUUAUUUAUCCCAAAGUGAAAUUAAAUGUUGUCAUGACUCACAUUAUCAAAGAGCCUUUUGGAAUGUAUUAUGGUUAAAAAAAACAGGCAGAGAUGUUGGAGUUGGGGAUAUAAUUGAGGUUUUAUGGUUAGAAAACCGGGCAGAGAUGUUGGAGUUGGGGAUAUAAUUGAGGUUUUAUGGUUAGAAAACCGGGCAGAGAUGUUGGAGUUGGGGAUAUAAUUGAGGUUUUAUGGUUAGAAAACCGGGCAGAGAUGUUGGAGUUGGGGAUAUAAUUGAGGUUUUAUGGUUAGAAAACCGGGCAGAGAUGUUGGAGUUGGGGAUAUGUCUGACUUGAAUUGAUGGUUUGAAUGUCUUCUUUCUCUCUCUGCAACCAUGAAGCCUUCUUUUCAACUCCUCUAGGAUUUGUGGUCAUAUUACAUGUAUUAAGGCCUUUACGGGGAUUUAAUACCAACAAGCACUUUUACAACAAAGAAAUAAUCAAAUCUGUGUUUUUCUUGCUAUAAACUUCAAGACUUCACUUUUCUGUCUUCACUAUGAAGCCAACAUGUUCAUUUAAAUCUCCUCUGAAAAGGAAGCAGUACUGGCUAAUGAAAGUAGAAUAUGAAGGAGUUUAUUUUCAUCUUCUUUUUAAAGAAACUUGUGCCAUUUGAAGGAAUAAAAUGGAGGCCUUUUGCUUGUUUCUGCUCAUCAGUUAAGACUCCCUGUUUCUUGUUUUUACCCCCACUUUUGUCGGGGGACGGUGUUUGAAUUGAAGCGAUGAUGACCCGGAGAAGUAAAGAGUUGGAUGUAACUAACAAAGUUCUUUAUCAAACAUUACCUAACCAAGUACUAACAUCAAACUUUCCCUCUGAGCCGUCUGUUGUCUGUGAAAUUUGCUUUUUUUUUAGCAUCUUGAAAUGUCAUUUUUUAUUGUCAUAGCUGUAAAGUAUUUUCUAUAUGGUUUCUGCAUGUUGUAAUUAAAUUAUUAAACAUGGCUUUCAAAUCAUGA
Molecule: messenger RNA, 3243 nt
Organism: Xiphophorus couchianus (Monterrey platyfish)
Lineage: Eukaryota; Metazoa; Chordata; Actinopteri; Cyprinodontiformes; Poeciliidae
Product: N-chimaerin
Exons: 14
Coding region: 352-1731 (459 amino acids)
Biological process (GO): signal transduction; regulation of small GTPase mediated signal transduction; positive regulation of GTPase activity
Molecular function (GO): GTPase activator activity
Source: RefSeq, a predicted model, not a curated record